This is a messenger RNA of Cuscuta europaea, 6632 nucleotides long. The record is from the annotation of a GenBank genome assembly. Lineage: Eukaryota; Viridiplantae; Streptophyta; Magnoliopsida; Solanales; Convolvulaceae.
GCCGAAUAUUUUUUAAAAACACAGGGACGAGAACUUCCUCCAUUUUCCUUGGCUUUCGGAUAUUAGUUUAGGAGACAAUUUUUCCUUUCUUCUUGGGAGAUUGUUUAGGAUCGGAUCCAUAUAUGUAUAAAUUAAAGCCAAUGCAUGCAUGCAUGCAAUUACACAUGGAAAAAUGAGAAUGCCUGCCGGAGGAGGAUCAAAUCGGAGAUGAUGAGCUCGAUUACGUCCGUUUUGAUAUGAGGAACACAUUAUUUGAGCGCAGGCAAUUCGCCAGGUCCACAUUUUAGCUACCAUAACGUAACUAACUAACUACCUUUCAUUUUGUAAACGAUCGUCGAAUUGAAGACAGAAUAUAAUAGCGCGCGCGAAUUGAAGGAGCUAGCUAGGGAUCGGAGAAAACCGAUCAGAAUGACGUCGCCAAGGAGCCACGAUGCCUCGGCGGCACCGUCGUCGUUGACGCGGCAGCCUUCUCGCAGUGCCGCCAUGACCACCUUCUCCAUGGAAGUGUUCGACAACGAAGUCGUCCCCUCCUCCCUUCAGUCAAUUUCGCCAAUCCUCCGUCUUGCUACAGAGAUCCAAGCAGAGCGCCCUCGUGUUGCCUAUCUCUGUACGUACAUUAUCGCCCAUCUUAAUAUAUUGCUUGCUAGUUAAUUAGCUUCGCCAUUUUCCGAUCAGUGCCGACCGAUUCCGCGCCGAUCUCCGCACUCAUUUACGGUUUUCAUAACUCCGAUCGAUCAAUUCGCGCCGGCCUCCACAUUGAUUUUUCGUUUGUUUGUAUAUUUCGUUGUCUUCAAUUCAUUCAGGUCGGUUCUACGCUUUCGAGAAGGCGCACAGAUUGGAUCCAAGCUCCAGUGGACGUGGUGUGCGUCAAUUCAAAACAGCUCUCCUUCAACGAUUGGAGCGUGACAAUGCAUCAAGUCUUGCUUCUCGAGUGAAAAAGACUGAUGCUCGAGAAAUAGAGAGCUUCUAUAAGCAAUAUUAUGAGCAAUAUGUUCAGGCACUUAACGAGGGUGAACAAGCAGAUAGAGCUCAGCUUGGUAAAGCGUACCAGACUGCUGGUGUUCUAUUUGAAGUCCUUUGUGCUGUCCUCAAGACUGAAAAAGUUGAAGAAGUUGCUCCUGAGAUUAUUGCCGCAGCAAAUGAUGUUCAGGCAAAGAAGGAAAUCUAUGCUCCCUAUAACAUCAUCCCGCUGGACUCAGCUGGAGCUUCAAAGUCCAUCAUGCAGCUUGAAGAGGUUAAAGCUGCUGUCGCAGCCCUUUCAAACACAUAUGGAUUGAGUUGGCCAGCCUCAUUUGAGCCGCAAAAACAGAGAGCUGGAGAGCUUGACCUUUUAGAUUGGCUAAGGGCCAUGUUUGGGUUUCAGAGAGACAAUGUAAGAAACCAGCGGGAACAUCUAACUUUACUACUUGCCAAUAUCAAUUCAAGGCUGGUUCCAAGAGCAGAGCCUCAAAACAAGAUUGAUGAUCGAGCUGUUGAUGCACUUGUGAACAAACUUUUCAAGAAUUACAAAAGUUGGUGCAAAUAUUUGGGUAGGAAGCACAGUUUAAGGCUCCCUCAAGGAGAGGUGGAAGUGCAACAAAGGAAAAUACUCUAUAUGGGCCUUUACCUUCUAAUCUGGGGUGAGGCAGCUAAUGUUCGCUUCAUGCCGGAGUGUCUAUGCUAUAUUUUCCACAAUAUGGCAUAUGAACUUCAUGGUCUCUUAGCUGGAAACGUAAGCAUUGUCACUGGGGAAAACAUCAAGCCCUCAUAUGGUGGAGACGAUGAAUCUUUCCUGCGGAAAGUCAUCACUCCCAUAUAUCAUGUGAUUGACAAGGAAGCUAAGAAAAGCAAAAAUGGAAAAGCUCCUCAUACCUCUUGGUGCAACUAUGACGACUUGAAUGAGUAUUUCUGGUCAUCAGAUUGCUUUUCUUUGGGUUGGCCAAUGCGUGAUGAUGGAGAAUUCUUUAAAUCAACACGGAACACUUCUAAAGGCAAAGGACCUUCCAACAAAAUGCCUUCAGGGAUGGGUAAAUCGUAUUUUGCAGAGACCCGAUCGUUUUGGCAUACGUUUCGAAGUUUUGACCGCCUUUGGACAUUCUUCAUUCUUGCUUUACAAGCUUUGGUUAUAAUUGCAUGGAGUGAUAUUUCUGUGUUGGAUAUAUUUCGGAAGGAUGUGCUAUAUAGUCUAUCAAGUAUUUUCAUCACGGCAGCCUUUCUUCGCUUCCUUCAAAGUGUGCUGGACCUUACUUUGAACUUUCCGGGCUAUCAUAGAUGGAAGUUUACGGAUGUUUUGAGGAAUAUUUUGAAGAUAAUUCUUAGCCUGGCUUGGUCUAUCAUUCUUCCGCUGUGCUAUGUGCAUCAGAACAACUCUUUCAAAUUUGGCCAGAUUAAGGAUGUUUUUUCAUUUCUAAAUAGAUUUAAGGGCAUCCCUCCGUUAUAUAUCAUGGCUGUGGCUCUAUACCUGCUACCGAAUUUACUUGCAGCAGCUUUGUUUAUGUUUCCAAUGCUUCGUCGUUGGAUUGAGAACUCAGAUUGGCUUGUUGUAAGAUUUCUUCUGUGGUGGUCACAGCCUAGAAUAUAUGUGGGACGGGGAAUGCACGAAAGUCAAUUUGCUCUGAUUAAGUAUACCUUAUUCUGGGUGAUGCUUCUGUGUUGCAAGUUUGCAUUUAGCUACUUCGUCCAGAUAAAACCUCUUGUGAAGCCAACAAAAGAUAUAAUGAACAUUCAUCAUGUUCAGUAUGCUUGGCAUGAGUUCUUCCCCAAUGCAAAUAAAAACUAUGGAGCUGUUGUUUCCCUUUGGGCCCCAGUUAUCUUGGUGUACUUUAUGGAUUGCCAAAUUUGGUAUGCCAUCUUUUCAACCCUAUGCGGUGGUGUUAUUGGGGCCUUUGAUCGUCUGGGUGAGAUUCGAACUCUUGGCAUGCUAAGAUCAAGGUUCCAGUCUCUACCUGGUGCCUUCAACACAUAUUUGGUACCUUCUGACAUAAAUAAGAAGAAGGGCUUUUCUCUGUCAAAACGGUUUCAUGAGGUCUCUCCGAGUAGGAGAAGUGAAGCUGCCAAGUUUUCACAGCUAUGGAACGAAGUAAUAUGCAGUUUUCGGGAAGAAGAUAUUAUAAGUGAUAGAGAGAUGGACCUGUUGGUAGUUCCUUAUUCCUCGGAUCCUAGUCUAAAAAUAAUUCAAUGGCCACCCUUUUUGCUUGCUAGCAAAAUCCCAAUUGCAUUGGACAUGGCUGCACAGUUUCGGCCAAAAGAUGCAGACCUAUGGAAACGUAUAUGUGCAGAUGAAUACAUGAAAUGUGCAGUUAUAGAAUGUUAUGAAUCGUUCAAGCUUGUUUUGAACACCUUGGUUGUGGGCGAGACUGAGAAAAGAAUCAUUGGAGUCAUCAUCAAGGAAGUUGAAAAUAGCAUUGCAAAGAACACGUUCCUUGCAAAUUUUAGGAUGGGUUCACUGCCAGAUCUCUUUAAGAAAUUUGUAGAGUUAGUUGAGUUAUUGAGAGAUGGUGACAGAUCCAAGAAAGACAAUGUUGUUCUAGCAUUGCAGGAUAUGUGGGAAAUAGUUACCCGUGAUAUGAUGGUGAACGAAAUCCGUGAACUGGUAGAACUAAGCAAGGAUUCUGGAAAGCAAUUCUUUGCAAAUACUGACUCAAGACCAGCUAUAGUAUUCCCCCUUAAAAUGACUGCACAGUGGGAAGAGCAGAUCCGACGACUUUAUCUCCUCCUGACAGUCAAAGAAUCUGCUGUUGAAGUCCCAACAAAUCUUGAAGCUCGGCGAAGGAUUUCCUUUUUCGCAAAUUCAUUAUUCAUGGAUAUGCCGCGUGCACCUCGAGUUCACAAAAUGCUUUCAUUCAGUGUAAUGACUCCAUACUAUAGUGAGGAAACUGUCUACUCCAAGAGUGACCUUGAGAUGGAAAAUGAAGAUGGUGUAUCUAUCAUUUACUACCUCCAAAAGAUAUAUCCAGAUGAAUGGAAUAACUUCAUGGAGCGUCUUGGAUGUAAAAAGGAGUCUGAGAUCUGGGAGAAUGAAGAGAACAUUUUGCAACUACGCCAUUGGGCAUCCUUAAGGGGACAGACUCUUUGUAGAACUGUUCGAGGGAUGAUGUACUACAGAAGGGCUUUAAAGCUUCAAGCUUUUCUUGACAUGGCUUCAGAAGGCGAGCUUCUUGGAGGUUACAAAGCUGUAACCGUACCAUCAGAAGAAGAUAAGAAAAGUAAAAGAUCAUUACAUGCAUCAUUGGAAGCUGUAGCUGACAUGAAGUUCACAUAUGUUGCGACAUGCCAGAACUAUGGGAAUCAGAAAAGAAGUGGAGAUCGCCGUGCAACAGAUAUAUUGAACUUGUUGGUCAACAAUCCUUCUCUCCGGGUAGCCUAUAUUGAUGAAGUUGAAGAAAGGGUUGGUGGAAAAAUUCAGAAGGUUUAUUAUUCUGUUUUGGUAAAAGCAGUUGAUAACCUAGACCAGGAAAUCUACCGAAUAAAAUUACCAGGAUCCGCGAAGAUAGGUGAAGGAAAACCGGAAAAUCAGAAUCAUGCUAUCAUCUUUUCUCGCGGUGAAGCCCUUCAAACCAUUGACAUGAAUCAGGAUAAUUACUUGGAAGAAGCUUUUAAGAUGCGUAACCUUCUUGAGGAGUUCAAUGAAGAUCAUGGUGUCCGACCCCCUACAAUUUUGGGUGUCCGAGAGCAUAUCUUUACUGGAAGUGUUUCAUCUUUGGCUUGGUUUAUGUCAAUGCAAGAGACGAGCUUUGUAACCAUUGGUCAGAGAGUUCUUGCAAGGCCAUUGAAGGUUCGGUUCCACUAUGGGCAUCCAGAUGUCUUUGAUAGAAUUUUCCACAUUACCCGUGGUGGCAUCAGUAAAUCUUCCAAAGGCAUAAAUCUUAGUGAGGACAUAUUUGCAGGUUUCAACUCAACAUUAAGACGGGGAAAUGUCACCCAUCAUGAAUAUAUUCAGGUGGGAAAAGGACGAGAUGUUGGUCUUAACCAAAUCUCUCUUUUUGAGGCUAAAGUGGCAUGUGGUAAUGGAGAGCAGACUCUCAGCCGUGACCUCUACAGAUUAGGGCACCGUUUCGACUUUUUCCGAAUGCUAUCUUGCUAUUUCACAACCACUGGCUUUUAUGUCAGUUCAAUGAUUGUGGUGCUUACGGUUUAUGCAUUUUUGUAUGGAAAACUGUACCUUUCAUUGAGUGGACUGGAAAAGUCAAUAGUUAAAUUUGCAAGAUCUAAGGGGGAUUCUGCUCUCAAGGCUGCAAUGGCUUCACAAUCAAUGGUUCAACUUGGUCUGUUGAUGGCGCUACCGAUGAUAAUGGAGAUAGGAUUAGAAAGAGGGUUUAGAACGGCUCUAGGGGAUAUGAUCAUCAUGCAGCUUCAACUAGCAGCUGUCUUCUUCACCUUCUCUCUCGGAACGAAACUUCAUUACUUUGGCCGCACCAUUUUGCACGGUGGGGCAAAAUACAGAGCAACGGGUAGGGGUUUUGUGGUGCGACAUGAGAAAUUUGCUGAGAACUACAGACUGUACUCGAGGAGCCACUUCACUAAGGGCCUGGAAAUACUGAUUUUGCUCAUAUCUUACGAAAUGUAUGGCACUGCAACCCCAGACUCUGUCUCUACCUUGCUGCUCACUCUUCCGAUGUGGUUUCUCGUGGUCUCGUGGCUCUUUGCUCCUUUCAUUUUCAAUCCUUCAGGGUUUGAGUGGCAAAAGAUAGUGGAUGACUGGGACGACUGGUCUAAGUGGAUCAGUAACCGGGGUGGGAUUGGUGUUCCUGCAGCCAAAAGUUGGGAGUCGUGGUGGGAGGAGGAACAAGAGCAUCUACUCUAUACCGGUUUGUUUGGCCGUCUCUGUGAAGUUCUUCUCUCCUUACGCUUCUUGAUUUACCAGUAUGGCAUUGUUUAUCAGCUUCAUGUUGCCAACAACAAUAAGAGCAUCAUGGUGUACGGUCUGUCCUGGUUAGUUAUAGUCGCAGUAAUGAUCAUAUUGAAGAUAGUGUCGAUGGGGAGGAAGAAGUUCAGUGCAGAUUUCCAGCUAAUGUUCAGGCUACUGAAGCUGUUCCUUUUCAUCGGGUUCGUAGUGACACUGGUGAUCUUGUUCGCGUUCCUGAGCCUGACAGUGGGAGACAUAUUUGCGAGCUUACUGGCAUUCCUUCCCACUGGAUGGGCCAUCCUACAGAUCGCCCAAGCGUGCAGGCCCAUAGUGAAGGGGGUGGGCAUGUGGGGCUCUGUCAAGGCUUUGGGGAGAGGAUACGAGUACAUACUGGGCCUCACUAUCUUCACACCUGUCGCUGUUCUGGCCUGGUUCCCCUUCGUGUCUGAGUUCCAAACAAGGCUGCUUUACAACCAAGCCUUCAGCCGAGGCCUUCAAAUUCAACGCAUUUUAGCCGGCGGCAAAAAGCACAAAUGAGAGACAGAAAACAAAACUGUUCAAAAUGGUUACCUCCUGUGUAUAAUAUCUUCUCAUCAUUUCUUAUGGUGGCAUCACAACUUCACAACCAAAUUGAUUCGAAGGCAAAAAAAAAAUCAUUGGGUCAUAGUUUUCUGUUUAUGAGGUUAACAUGUUCACGAAAAAUGUAGCGUAUACGCAAACAUAAAUGCAUGUUCCAUAAACUUUCAGUCUUCGGGGUUCUACACAACUUCCAUUCAUGCCACAACUACAGAGCUAUAUUACACCUGUG